Messenger RNA from Adineta ricciae, 1506 nucleotides. NCBI's taxonomy places the organism in Eukaryota, Metazoa, Rotifera, Eurotatoria, Adinetida, Adinetidae. The record is from the annotation of a GenBank genome assembly.
AUGAAGUUAGAGCGGUCAGCAGGUAUUUUAUUACAUAUAACAUCAUUGCCUUCGAAAUAUGCAGAAACCAAACAAAAAUUGUGGCAAAUUUUACCGUUAACCACGAUCAAUUGUCCGUCGCCAUAUUCAAGUGAAUCAUCAUGCGGUGGAAAUCCGUGGUUGAUUUCGCCCGAAAAAUUGACUGAUAUGAAUGUUUUAUCGUCGGAAGACCUAGAGUUGCUGACUAAUGGAACGAAAUUUCAUGGCGAUUACGUUAGUUUUAAAGAUGUAAAUGAGUUCAAAGAGAAAUUGUUAAAGAAGUCGUUCGAAAACUUUCAAAAUUCGAAGAAUCACAAGGAAAUUCUCGAUAAAUUCUAUGCAGAUCAAUCAUUCUGGAUUGACGACUUUGUUUUAUUUAUGAUCAUCAAAUCACAGCACAAAGGACUACCAUGGAAUGAAUGGCCGUCGGCAUUACGUCAUCAUGAUCCAGCAGCACUGGACGAACUUCGUCGAACUAAUCGAAAUGAAUAUGAAUACCAUUUAUUUGUUCAGUACAUUUUCGAUCAACAAUGGAAACAAUUGAAAAAAUACGCAAAUGAGAAAAAUAUACAGAUAAUCGGUGACAUGGCGAUGUAUGUGGAUUAUAAUUCAGUUGAUGUUUGGGCGAAUUCGAAGUUAUUUAAACUCGAUUCGAAUACGAUGAGACCAACUGUUGUUUCAGGCUUUCCGGCUGAUGAAAACUAUGAUAUUCAAAUAUGGAAUCAACCGGUUUAUCAAUGGAAUGAUGCAAACAUUCGACAAGAUUUGUUUCAAUGGUGGAUCAGACGCAUUGAAAAAUCUCUGUCAAUGUAUGACAUCGUGCGCCUCGAUCAUUUCCGAGGUUUUGUCCAACAUUAUGUUAUCCCAAUAGAUGCUCAAACAUCCAAGCCGAACACAUCCGAUGCGCAUUGGGUAAACACACCCAGUGAAGAGCUCACUCGUGAGGUGUUUCAAUUACGUGAUGCGAUGAAAUUCUACGGAAUAAGAAUUCUGCAAAUGGGGUUUUACUGUUAUCCUGAUAACAUUUAUUCUCCGCACAAUUAUCUCCCAAAUUCAAUCGCAUAUACAGGUACACAUGACAAUGCAACGUCAUUAGAAUGGUGGACGAGUGUCGCAAGACGCGAAGAAAAAGAUCUGUUUAAAAAAUACGUCCAUCGUCCAUGUUCAUCGGAAGUCGAUUUCGAGAAACAUAUUCCUUGGUAUUUCAUCCAAAUGAUCUUACAAUCCGCAUCGAAUGGAGCAAUUGUAUUAAUGCAAGAUUUACUGAGUGUCAAUGUGCGAAUGAACUAUCCCGGAAAAGACUCAUCGAUGGAGGAAAACGGACCGCAGAAUUGGUCAUGGCGUUUCAAAUGGUCACAACUGACAUCGAAUAUUCGAGAGGAGUUGAAGGAGUUGACUGAAAUGUAUGGACGAAAUCUUCUGUAUGGAAAAGCAAUUCCCCCGAAGGAUAUGAUUAUGCAAGGCGACUCUUCUUUCUUUUUGAAGUAA